AUAAAUGAAGUGUUGGCACCAGAGGAGUGAGAGGCACUACGUUUGAUAUCAGUUUUGGCACCCGAGGGGCUAGAUCUGCGUUUGGUACUUGACACCAGAAAAUUGAUAGGCCUGAGUUUUUUCCACAUUCUUGGCAUCAAAAGAAGUAAUAGGCCUGUGUUUGAAUUGGCUCUUGGUACGAGAGAUGUGGCAGGCCUACAUUUGACACUGCUGUUGGCACUAGAUACUUGAAAGGCCUGUGUCUGACUCUACUGUUGGCAUCAGAGAAUUGACACACCUGUGUCUGGCACUACUGUUGGCACUAGAUACUUGACAGGUCUGUGUUUGACAUUACUGUUGGCACCAGAGAAUUGACAGACCUGUAUUUGACACUACUGUUGGCACCAGAGAAUUGACAGGCCUGUGUCUGACACUACUGUUGGCACUAGAUACUUGACAGGUCUGUGUUUGACACUACUGUUGGCACCAGAGAAUUGACAGACCUGUAUUUGACACUACUGUUGGCACCAGAGAAUUGACACGCCUGUGUCUGACACUACUGUUGGCACCAGAGAAUUGGCACACCUGUAUUUGACACUUCUGUUGGCACCAGAGAAUUGACAGGCCUGUGUCUGACACUACUGUUGGCACUAGAUACGUGACAGGUCUGUGUUUGACACUACUGUUGGCACCAGAGAAUUGACAGGCCUGUGUCUGACACUACUGUUGGCACCAGAGAAUUGACAGGCCUGUGUCUGACACUACUGUUGGCACUAGAUUACUGACAGAAGUUGCGUUUGACACCACUGUUGACACCAAAAGAGGUGAAGAGUGGACCAACAACAGUCCACCAACAAUAACACUCACCAACAUGACCCGCAACCUCACCAUCAUAUCUGAAGAGGACCCCAACACUUACCCUGAGGGAGACGCCUACAUCUUCCACCAAACCAAGGUCAAAGUUCCCCUGCUUCUGCUCUACACUCUCGUCUUUAUCCUCGCAUUCUUCGGUAACCUGCUGGUGGUGUUAGUGAUGGUGUUACAUCGAAGAAUGAGGAGCCACACCAACUUCUUCCUGACGAACCUGGCAGUUGCAGAUCUCUGUGUUGCUGUCUUCUGUAUCUACCAGAACUUCGCUUUGUAUGUUAUUAAGGACUGGUACUUCGGUGAGUUCCUGUGCUUGAUGUACCAGUUCGUCAACCAGCUGAGUUACACAGCAUCCGUGAUCAUCCUGGUGGUGGUCAGUGGAGAAAGAUACCUGGCCAUUGUUGAACCUCUCAAGGCCAAGACGCUACUUACACGCAGGAAUAUGAUAGUUACGAUGGUGCUAGUAUGGGUAUUCUCGGCUCUGUACUCCUGCCCCAGGCUUCUCUAUUUCACAGUGCAGGAAUACCCAGUGGAAGGAGGGCGUACAGAAGCUAUGUGUCUGCUACGGAGGGACCAGUUCGAUACCCGCAUUUGGGACGUGGCCAGUCUGACUUUACUGUACCUCCUGCCCCUGGUUCUGCUGUCACUGCUCUACGCCCGCAUCGCUCACACUCUGUGGCGCUCUGGGCGUCUUCUGGCGGCUGCCACAUCACCUCACGCCGCAGAGGUGACAGCGGCUGUGGAGUACGGGGCCUUCAAGACGCAGCACACAGCCUCCGUCAGCUCCACCUCCAGUAGCGGGGGAGUGGCAGGUGCUGGAGUGGAGGGGGGAGGUGGAGGCAGCCCUGUGAUAAACCAAGGCAGAGAAAAGAAGAUUCAUGUCACUCGAGGCUCCGUCAAGUCCAUCAUGUCAACGUACGUCUCCAUCGCUUCGGUGAGAGAUGAAGGGUCGCGCAUCCACCAGCCAGCACCGGAUGUCAUCCCUCUAACCCCGCUAUCCAACAUGCGGGUAGAUGGUGCGGGUAGAAGCAGGAGGGGCGCCUCUCAGAGAAUACCCAGACGUACCCUACACCUCCACCCUUCUCCCUUAGUCCUAAGGGCGCGUCGCAAGGUCAUAAACAUGCUGGUAGUUGUCGUAGUAAGUUUUGCUGCGUGUUCCCUGCCCUUCCACACACGCAAAAUGCUCCAGUAUUACUGGAGCAAUUAUAACCACAACUCUCACGCCUCCUAUAUCCUCACUCCAGUUACAUUCCUCCUCAUGUAUGCUAAUUCUGCUGUUAAUCCCAUUCUGUAUACUUUCAUGAGUCGUAAGUUCCGCACCUCCUCCUGUGAUCUGUUGACUUGUCGCUUGUGGCAGACGCGGCUGUCAAGGUCCCAUAGACCCACUGUUGUGGCUAGACUUACUGCCAGAGACAAGGUGGUCACUCACUUAGUGUGA
Messenger RNA from Cherax quadricarinatus, 2284 nucleotides. RefSeq names its product Trissin receptor (gene TrissinR). NCBI's taxonomy places the organism in Eukaryota, Metazoa, Arthropoda, Malacostraca, Decapoda, Parastacidae. Gene Ontology annotation, molecular function: G protein-coupled receptor activity. The record is from RefSeq and is a predicted model, not a curated record. Gene Ontology annotation, cellular component: plasma membrane. Gene Ontology annotation, biological process: G protein-coupled receptor signaling pathway.